Messenger RNA from Myotis davidii, 3211 nucleotides. RefSeq names its product mitogen-activated protein kinase 14 (gene MAPK14). Gene Ontology annotation, biological process: intracellular signal transduction; protein phosphorylation. Lineage: Eukaryota; Metazoa; Chordata; Mammalia; Chiroptera; Vespertilionidae. The transcript has 13 exons. The coding region runs from base 1 to 1113 and encodes 370 amino acids. Gene Ontology annotation, molecular function: MAP kinase activity; ATP binding. The record is from RefSeq and is a predicted model, not a curated record. Gene Ontology annotation, cellular component: cytoplasm; nucleus.
AUGACGCACCAGCCGCAGGGGCCACCACCCCGGGGCCAGUGCGUGGCCAUUGCCAAGGCACUGGUGGUGGUCCCUGGUAAAGAACGUGGUAAUAGAACAACACAGAUGACUUUUGCUUCUGACUUUACUAAUGCUCUUAUUAAAAGUGCUGCUUUUGACACAAAAACUGGGUUACGUGUGGCCGUGAAGAAGCUCUCCAGACCGUUUCAGUCCAUCAUUCAUGCCAAGAGGACCUACCGAGAGCUGCGGCUGCUCAAGCAUAUGAAGCAUGAAAACGUGAUCGGUCUGUUGGAUGUUUUUACACCGGCAAGGUCUCUGGAGGAAUUCAAUGAUGUGUAUCUGGUGACCCAUCUCAUGGGGGCAGAUCUGAACAACAUUGUGAAAUGUCAGAAACUUACGGAUGACCAUGUUCAGUUCCUUAUCUACCAGAUUCUCCGAGGUCUCAAGUAUAUACAUUCAGCUGACAUAAUUCACAGGGACCUGAAGCCUAGUAAUCUAGCUGUGAAUGAGGACUGUGAGCUGAAGAUCUUGGAUUUCGGCCUGGCUCGACACACAGAUGAUGAAAUGACAGGCUAUGUGGCCACCAGGUGGUACAGGGCUCCUGAGAUCAUGCUAAACUGGAUGCAUUACAACCAGACAGUUGACAUUUGGUCGGUGGGAUGCAUAAUGGCCGAGCUGCUGACUGGAAGAACAUUGUUUCCUGGUACAGACCAUAUUAACCAGCUUCAGCAGAUUAUGCGUCUGACGGGGACACCCCCUGCUUAUCUCAUUAACAGGAUGCCAAGCCAUGAGGCAAGAAACUACAUUCAGUCUUUGACCCAGAUGCCGAAGAUGAACUUUGCAAAUGUGUUUAUUGGUGCCAACCCCUUGGCUGUCGACUUGCUGGAGAAGAUGCUUGUACUGGACUCGGACAAGAGGAUCACAGCAGCCCAAGCGCUCGCGCACGACUACUUUGCUCAGUACCACGAUCCUGACGACGAGCCCGUGGCCGACCCUUACGACCAGUCCUUCGAGAGCCGGGACCUGCUUAUCGAUGAAUGGAAAAGCCUGACCUACGAUGAAGUUGUCAGCUUUGUGCCUCCGCCCCUUGACCAAGAAGAGAUGGAAUCCUGAGCACCUGGUUUCUGUUCUGCUGAUCCCACUUCACUGUGAGGGGAAGGCCUUUUCACGGGAACUCUCCAAAUCUCAUCCAAGUGCCUCCUGUUGCGAAGAUCUCCUCCAUGGUGGAAGAGGGGUGUGUGCGUGCACGCAUGUGUGUGAGUGUGUGUGUCUGUCUUUGUGGGAGGGUGAGAGACUGAGCAGCAAACUGCGACCACAGUGACUCCGUGGCGUUCCAGACACCCCGUGGCCGCCUCUGCUCCCGCUUCUUCGUGAGUCGGCUCUUAGGGUUGUUCAGUGCAAAGUAACAAAUAUUCAGCGUCCUACAUCCAGUCAUGCUUUUACUCUUUUGGCCUCUCCUGUGGGCCCACUUUGACCACAGUGGCACAGAGAAGGCUCGCCCCUCUGGCUGCUGCAGCUCUGGAGCUGUCCUUGGGAUGCGUACAGCCACAAGGACCAACUGGCUCUGUGCGCCUGUCUGAGAGCUCGCUCGGUCCCAUUCUCAGAACUCAGCAGGUGUAUCUGGGACUCUACAUAUGUUUGUGCCUUAAAAGGGAGAAGAGAGUGCGGAGAUGAAGUUCUGAGCCAGGCGAGUAGUCAGCUGGGUGGACGACCUUGUGAAACAACCUUCAGAGGCUCCGUGUGCAUGUGUGGGCAUGCGUGUAUGUGCUGCUCUCUCAAUCCCGGGUGUUGUGCCAUUUCUCUGCUUGCCCCCCUUCAGUGCAGAGGUUUCUGGAGAAUUGGACCUAGUCGCCAGAGGCCGGCUCUUGCUGUCUGUGGACGUCCUGUGUGCUCUUUCUUCCUAGCAGAGUGAUGAUGUCUUGCACGCCUUGCUGUUUGAGCAUGCACAGCUGCUUGCCCUGUUUUUUCAGGAGGCCCUGGUGCCAGGCAAGUGCGCCAGUGAGGACUUCUUGGGAGUUCAGAACUCGUGUCACCUUGGCUGAUGCUAUGGGCAGGUGACAUCUUCUCUUCAGCCCCCCGUGCUAUUUUGUGUUGAACACAAUUGAUACUCCAGGUGCUUUUGAUGUGAAAAUUAUGAAGAAAUGGAACAGAUGGAUAUAUAGCAUUUUCUUUCCUGCCAUCUGGUUUUCAAGAAACUAUUUUUGAGGAGCCAUCAUGGGAAAGAUGGGGCUUUUCCCAGGAAACCUCAGCCUUUGGAAACAAGUCAUUCUCUCCCCUCCCAAUACCAAUGCUAAGAAACGCCGAAAUCAAAGUGAAAAAUAAACGCUCAUGAGGCCAGAACUCCUUUCUCUAUUUUUGUCUAAAUAUGGUUAUUUUUCUAAAAAAGUAAUGAGGUGUCUUUUCCACCUUUAGGAUCUUCUUGGCAGCGUAACGUUGGCUUCUUGGUCUCGGUUUAGGGAGAAAUGAAUUUUGUAUUUUGCAGGAAUCCUUUGAGAAUGUGAUUCCUUUGAUGGGGAGAAAGGGCAAAUUAUUGUAAUAUUUUGUAUUUUCAACUUUAUAAAGAUGAAAUAUCCUCAGGGGUGGAGAAGAGUCGUUUUCAUAAUUUUCUGAAUUUCAGGCAUCUUGUGCUACGUAAGGGCCCAGGUAUUUAAACCUUUUGUGAAAUGAGAAAGUGUAAGGCCACUUGCAGGGUCGGCCACGUGACAAAAUCUCUCACUGGCGCAAGGUGUUUCCAUUUCUGUCACAGUGCAGUGACUGCACUCCAGGAGGACAGCGUAGGGCCGAGUCAGCCGGAGCGAGGGCACGAGGCAGCUCAUGGUGGUCAUGCCACACCCGGGAUUGUCCCCUCUUUAAGGAAAAUGAAUGCAAAGGCCUCAUCUCCUGCGUGCAGUUCAGAUCCUCACAGCCCACCGCAGGGUGAAUUUUGUCAGCGUGUGGGGUUGUACGUGCUAGUGUGAUUUCCUCCGACGUGCUGCUCUGCAUACCUUCCCGUCCAGGUCUCUGCAGGUGUUAGGAGCUUAGCAGCCUGGGGAAGGGCUCCUGUGUCUGAGAAUCAUGCUCCCAUCUCCUGACUUCUCUGAGCAGAACUCAGAAGAGAGAAUGAGGGAAACUGCUAUUUUAUUUGUACUUGUGAACUUGGCUGUAAUCAGUUAUCCCAUAUAGGAUGUCACACAAUACCACUGGUCAAAAUAAAGCCUAUUUUUCAAAUUUA